AUGACAGGCGGUUUCCAGGGCAACCCUGGGUACCGGCCGGCGUCUGAAAGAAGAUGGGAGAGGUGCUGGAUUGCGGACAAUAGGUCUAGUGUUGAAGUUCAUGAAACAGGAAAGAAUCAUAAGGAAAAUGUGGCAAAGAGGAUCAGUGAGAUUAAACCGAAAAGGCUGGAUAGGGCAAAGGAAGAAGAGAAGGCAUCAAAGGAGUUUGCUGCAAUGGAGGCAGCUGCCCUGAAAGAAUACCAAGAGGAUUUGAAAAGCCUUGGCUUAGAGUCAGAAACUUCAGAGCCAAGCAUAUCACCAGUAACCAGCACUAUCCCAUCCGCCUCUGCAUCAAAUCAGCAAAAAAAAAAGAAAAAAAAAGACCCUUCAAAGGGCAGAUUGGUAGAAGGCAUAACCUCUGAGGGUUACCAUUACCAUUAUGAUCUUAUCACAGGAGAAUCUCAGUGGGAGAAACCUGAAGGAUUUCAAGGAAAUUUUAAAAAGACGGCAGUGAAGACUGUUUGGGUAGAAGGUUUAAGUGAAGAUGGUUAUACCUAUUAUUAUAAUUCAGAAACAGGGGAAUCCGGAUGGGGAAAACCUGAUGAUUUCAUUCCACACUGUGGCGAUCUGCUUUCUAGUAAAGUCAAUGAAAAGUCACUUGGUACCCAAGAAGAGUCCAAAUCAUCAGAUUCACGUUGUGAUUCUGAUGUGGAACACCAAGCAGAAAAAGGGGGGGGGGACAGUGGGACUUCCCUGGUGGCCCUGGGCGACUGGACGCAGCACCUAGCCCGCCAUCGGGGGCGGGGCCCACGCUGCCUCCUCCAAUCCCGGCCGUCGCCCGGCAACCUCCGCCUCCGCCGACAAGAUGGAGGCUGGCUUCGGCAGCCGCCGGGAAGCGGCACCUGA
This is a messenger RNA of Delphinapterus leucas (beluga whale), 885 nucleotides long. NCBI's taxonomy places the organism in Eukaryota, Metazoa, Chordata, Mammalia, Artiodactyla, Monodontidae. The record is from RefSeq and is a predicted model, not a curated record.